GGUAUUGUUACUAAGGUAGCUAAGGCAUGCGGGAAUUGCCGCGCCAAGCAACACGUUGACUAACAGCGAAUCUACGAAUAGCUUGGGUCGAUGGGUUAGUCGCAUCAAUGUUGCUGGACCCCGCUAGACGGGAUAACAUGCCGAUCAUCUGUAAGGCAGCAGUAGCUGUAAUCCUUGGGCUGCUUUUUAUAGAAUUUCAAUUCACUUCAGCUGUCCAGGAGCAACGAUCCCUGGGUGCGGCAUUAGAACGCAGCGCGUUGUUAGCUAACACCACAACAGAAUCAAAGAAUGAAUUAUUAGGAGAGUUAGCGGUAAUUGUGCGCGCUCCAGUUUACACUCGUCUACGGUUAAUCCACGAGCUGCAGCAUGGGCACACGCGGAGCUCAAUCCGACAAAUACUUGAGUCCUUCCCAACGCUUAACGAGGGGAACCUCGAGCGAUGGUUUAGCAGCGUGGAUACCUUCCUGACGGCGUACGCACAAGGGACGGCAUCGGUUAGCCACGGGCCUGUACGGGUUGACCUGAACCAGACGGCCCUCAGCGGCCUCCCCCUUAUCAGGAGGACGUUGUUAGCACAGCUCGUUACAGCAUGGCUGACCAGCCUGCAGCGCAAGCUGCCUGACAAGCUUGAAGCAAAGGUGGCCAAGAUGGUACAACAGUUGUACGAAUUGCACCGGGCGUCUGUCGUACAAAAGGGCGCCAUGGAGUACUUCCACAUCUCCAAGGCGGGCGGCACCAGCUGGAACAGUGCGGCGAAGCUGAACGGCUGCCAGGCGGCCCACGCGGCCGGCAGCCACGUGCGGGGUUUCGGAGACGAGUGUCGCUGGAUGAACCAAACCGUGUACAAGAAGAUAACGGGCGGCCGCCGAAUACUCUGGGGUCGGUGGGGUCGAGUGGCUCGCGACACUCACGUGCACGGCUGCGUGGCUCGCUGGGAGGUGGUGGCGGGCCGCGGCUUCAGCUACAUCUCCAACGAGUACACGCUGCAGGGGGGGCUGCAAGACAUGUACGACACACACACCUGCCCGCAGCUGGUGAAUGUGGUGACGCUGAGGGACCCGCUCCGCCGCAUGGAGUCCGCCAUAAGGUUCAUCAUGAUGCACGUCAAACGCGCCUUCACGCAUAAUGACCCACGGGACGGCGAAACCACCUUCAACUCCCUCUUCUGUAACGCCAGCGUCGCCUUCUGGGAGGCCCUUGCGCCGCCCAUAACCGACAACUACCUGCUGCGCUCCUUUCUUGGGGAGCUGGGGUUUCACACGCCGCUGGGAGGGCUCAACGCGACCCAUGGGUCAGUAGCGCGGCACCUGCUGCUGCAGUUCGAUCUGGUGCUGGAUCUGGAUGCUGGCGAGCGCGCGAAUGACGAGAUGGCGUACGGCGGACUGGGCUGGCCGUCGACACUGUCCAGGGCUCACGCGUUGGACGGCAGUGUGCUGGCGGGCAAGAUGGAUCUGGACUGGGACAGCUGUCAGCCCGCGGGGGACGCCAUGCGGGAGCUGCGGGCGCGGCAGCGGCACGACGUGGCCUUCUACCGCUUCGGCCGGGUGGUGAGCCGGUUGGACGCGUUGUGGCUGGACAUGGCUCGGUCACUGGGGCUGGCACCGCUGGCGAGGAUGGUGACGGCGGAGGCGGAGCCGCAGGAGAUAGG
This is a messenger RNA of Astrephomene gubernaculifera, 1648 nucleotides long. Lineage: Eukaryota; Viridiplantae; Chlorophyta; Chlorophyceae; Chlamydomonadales; Astrephomenaceae. The record is from the annotation of a GenBank genome assembly.